CAGUCAUUGAAUAUUCAAACAGUAGAAACUGUUGGCUGCCCACGAUCAUUCAAAUGGUGCGCUUCAACACCAGCAAUAAAUGUCUACUUCUACAAUAGUCUCUAUGUGAUUCUGUUUGGUGUAGCAUUUCCACUUGUCAAUGUGCAUUUAGCAGCAAUGUUUUGCGCAUGUCUAGGUCCACGCCGUCAAGGUACUUUGCAAGGCGUUAAUAUAUUGAUAUCCAGUUUGAGUCGUGCGCUUGGACCCGUUCUCAUUAUGUAA
Messenger RNA from Anisakis simplex (herring worm), 261 nucleotides. The record is from the annotation of a GenBank genome assembly. NCBI's taxonomy places the organism in Eukaryota, Metazoa, Nematoda, Chromadorea, Rhabditida, Anisakidae.